AGCACUGCACCUAAAACACUGUUUGCGAGCGGCUCGUCUACCUUUUAGAUCCAAUCUCUGCAUUUUCUUCGUUAUUCUUCGACUCCACUGAGAUUCCCUUUCUCUCAGAGGUACAUGCAACUGACACCACUCUGAUCACAAGAGCUGGGGACAGCCUGGCUCUCCACACCGCAACAUUGCAGCGAGGUGUAACUACUUUUCUCCCCAUGCGACUCCGUUAUCUCCGGUGCUUUCGCCAGCCUGCCAUUGAAAAGUUUCGGUUGUGAGGAUAAACGAAUAUCUAGGACCUUCAAAGGGAUUGUUUAUAACAACAAGGUGACCUGAGGAGGAUGACCCCACAGUGAGACUGGACCCUUCCGUGAGGACCCACCUUCCCCUGACCUGCGUGUCCAGAGCCUCCUCCCGCACCCCGGACACCCCGCCCCACUCCUUCUUCUCUCAGCCCCUCCUCUGGGCCCAGGAACCCCCCUCCCCAGGUACCAGGAUGGACCUGCACCGGGCCGCAUUCAAGAUGGAGUCGUCCUCCUACCUGCCUAACCCUCUGGCAUCCCCGGCCCUCAUGGUGCUGGCUUCCACCGCCGAGGCCAGCCGCGACGCCUCCAUCCCCUGCCAGCAGCCCCGCCCCUUCGGCGUGCCCGUCUCCAUGGGGGAGAAGGACAUGCACCUGCCCUUCAACAACGGCUCCUACACCUUCGCCUCCAUGUACCACCGUCAGGGAGCCGUUCCCGGGGGCUUCCCCAACCGGGACUUCCCCUCCUCCCUGCUGCACCUGCAUCACCAGUUCGCCCCUCCAAACCUGGACUGCUCCCCCAUCAGCAUGCUGAACCACAGCGGGGUGGGGGCCUUCCGACCCUUCGCCUCCCCACCAGAGGACCGCGACGGGGCAGGGGGCUACCAGUCUGCCUUCACCCCAGCCAAGCGCCUCAAAGGCUGCCUGGAUGCAGAUGCCUCUCCCCACCUGCGCUACACGGACGCUGAGGGUAAAGAGUAUGACUUUGGGGCACAGAUCCCCUCCAGGUCCCCAAGCGCCCUCAAAGCAGUUGAGGACGCUGGGAAAAAGAUUUUUGCAGUGUCAGGCUUAUUGUCCGACCGCGAGACGUCAUCAAGCCCAGAAGACCGCAUCGAACGCUGUAAGAGGAAGGUGUCUCUGUAUGACAGCCAGGCCCCCAUCUGUCCUAUCUGCCAGGUGUUGCUGCGUCCAGGAGAACUGCAGGACCACAUGGAGCAGGAGAUGGAGCGCCUCACCCACAUGCACCUCAGUAAGAACCCAUCACACGGACACAAGGACAGCAGUGUGGCUCCAGGAACUCCUAAGUCCAUGCUGUUGUCGGUGCACAUCAAACGCGAGGGAGAGUCACCGGUGGUCUCCCCUCUUUCCUCUGAAGAUGCCCACCACUCCGACAGAUACCAGACAUUUUUACGAGUGCGAGCUAAUAGGCAAACGCGAUUGAAUGUCGAUGACCUCUGCUGGUGCAGGCGCUACGCCAAGGAAAGUGUCAAAAGUGCUCCCCUUGGACUGCACAACGGAGCCCCCCUUGCCCCCUGCUGCAUUCGCCACGCCCGGAUUGGGAAGAUGAAGCGCCGGAAGCCAGAGGAUGGGCAGGUAUGUCCACUGUGCAGCGCUCCGCUGGCAGGGACAGAGGAGGAGAUGAGUAGGCAUGUGGAACAAUGUCUGUUCAAGAGGGAGGGUGCGUUUGCUGAGGAUGACUCUGCAGACAUGGACGGAGAGAACGGGACCCGCUUCGAGGAGUAUGAGUGGUGCGGCCAGAAGAGGGUCAGAGCUACCACCCUGCUGGAAGGAGGCUUCAGAGGAACAGGCUUUGCCAUGUGCAGCACAAAGGAGAACCACGACAGCGACGCCGACCUGGACGUGGAUGGAGACGACACGCUGGAGUACGGCAAGGCCCAGUACACAGAGGCAGACAUCAUUCCCUGCUCCGGAGAGGACCAAGGAGAAGCCAAAGAACGGGAGGCCCUGCGCGGGGCGGUGUUGAAUGGCGGAAUGCCGUCCAACAGAAUAACACCAGAGUUCUCCAAAUGGGCCAGUGAUGAGAUGCCCUCUACGAGCAACGGGGAGAGCAGCAAGCAGCAGCCGCCUCAGGACACCAACGCCGCCUGCUCAACCUCCAACGCGCCCCGGACCUGUAAAAACAGCGAAAUAGAGAAGAUCACAGAGGGCUCGACAGCCACCACGUUUGAAGCACUAAAGGCUCGUAUCCGGGAGCUGGAGAAACAGAUCCUCCGAGGGGACAGAUAUAAGUGUCUCAUCUGCAUGAGGAAGAGAUUCCAAACAGACAGGGCUGAAGACAAGAAUCUGGGCCAAUGGGGGCGGGCCCUCGCGGUAACAGCGCCAAAUGAGAGGCGGGUUGCUGAGAGCUCAAAGCCCCUCCCCCCGCUGAGCAUUUACUGUUUGUAUAGAGGCUACGUUAUGGGCUGCAGCGGCGGUGGGAUUAAACGGCUGCUCCCGCUCCGGAGGGACUCGUACACGAUGCCCCUCACCUCCAUCCAGUGCUGGCACGUCCACUGUGAGGAAUGCUGGCUCAGGACUCUGGGAAACAAGAAACUGUGCCCACAAUGCAACACCAUCACGUCGCCAGGAGAUCUAAGGCGCGUCUACAUGUGAAGAAGAUGGCGCCUGCCCUGACCGGCCUACACCUCCAACCCCUCCUCCCUCCAUUUGUUCCUCGUAUUUCCAUUUGCUCUCUCAGUAUUUGUUUUUGUUGACCUUGCGUGAGCCUGGGUUUGUGAAGCCCCUUCAGAGCUUAGAGAGAUUACUGAUGUAUUGAAUGACUCUUCAGACCAGGGGAGGACUGACUGAUCAACCAACCAACCAAACAUUGGAACAGAACCUAACCAAGUAGUUCAUUAUGACCGAGUGUUCUCAGAAUGAUUAACCAACCACCCCUCACUGGCUCCCUCCACCCUGCCCUCUAGUGGUGGAUGAUCUAUCCAGUCAGAUGCCCUCUGGUGGUGGGUGGUCUAGUCCAGUCAGAUACCCUCCACCCUGGCUGACACUUCUGGUUCUGUGUUUUUGAUCCUGUAGCUCCGAUGACCCAGCUUCACACUACUGUGUUACUCACUGAGCACCAUAAUCCCUGCGGAGAGGUGUGUUCAGGUGGGAGGAGGUGGUGGUGUAAGUCCCUCUGUGGAAAACCCCUCUCGGUUCAAGCCAUCAGGACAGCCAAGCUAGAUAUUAAGCUGACCACCGGUAGUCGCACCCUGCUUGAAGACUUGGUAAGGGGGAAAGGAAAACAAUCAACUCUUUCAGCGUUCAACCAAACCGACAACCUCGGAACAUCCAGGGGAUCCUCUUCUUCUUUUCAACCUCCUUUUCCCUUCAGUUGUGGCGUUAUAGUGAAGUCAACCAAAUCCCAAGAAUCAGUGCAAGCACAUGUAUAUUAGUCUGUGUAUGUUUACAGUGUUUUGUGUAAAUGACAUAGAGGUUACACUUGUAUACAUAUGUACGCACACAUACACACAUAUACACACACACACAAAGUAUAUAUUAUUAAAGUCCAGUUUUUAUUUUGAGUUUUGGUGGGGGGGGGGGGGGUUAAAAAAUGGACAAAAAGAAAGCCCUCUGUAUUUUUAAACCAAUGUUGUCGUCUUGAGGUUGAAGUUCUAUUUCAUUGUACAGGAAUACAUUUAAAGUAAUAAUAAUAAACUACUCAAUUAGAAAUUCAAGGUUUAGAUGGUGUACAUUUUUCAUUGAACUAUACAGUAACAUCUGUAGAAGAUUUAAACCUAAAGCAAGAAGAUAAUGUUUAUUUUUAUUUCGUUUUUUUUUUUUAUGGAAUGUAAAGAUUCAAAUGGCUCUAACCCUAGACUAGGAGAGACGAUGGCUUUGAAUUGUUACAGAACUGCAACGCUGGCCAAACAGCUGUUUUCAAAAUCGCAACCUGGAACGCAGUUGAGUUAACCUCCACCUCCCACCUCAGUUUUUGAUCAUAUAACUUUACUAAUCACUUUGGUUUUCUGUUUUGUCCUCUGCUCUGAUAAAGCCUCUUAAAAUGCUUCUCCUCCAGAAAUGUUUGAGUGUUCCUUCCAUUGUGCUACCCAGCAAAGGCUCCACCCUGGCAACUCGUAAAGGUAGGUCCUUCCCAUCUGUAAGGGAAAAGAGGAGUGGGCCGCCAUGUUGGGUUGGCCAACUGAUUGCCAAAGCCCAGUGACUGAACACUACCCCACAGCAAGGUGGUGUGCUUUGUAUUUGUAAAACCAUGUAUCCUGUGAUGUCUGUAUUGAUGUAUGCUGACAAAAAAUAAAGAAAUGAAAGGUUUAUGACUGAAUUCAAACCCCAACGGAAACCCUGAAGAUAUAUUAACACAUGUACAGAAAGCUUCCAUUUUUUUGUGAAGGGGAACAAUAGAUGAAGACUUUAGUCAUAAAUGCAAAGAUUUGUAUAUUUAUUUCAGUCCAGACCAGGUUUCUCUUCAUGGACUACUGUUUUUAGAACUUUCUCCAGUUUAGUGCUUAUUGCAUUGGUUUAGGUUUAAGAUUCUUUCACCUUCUCCCUCCAUUGUUGAUUUAGAUGCUAUUUUAUGGUGACUAUUUGAUAAUGAUCGCUACAAUGUAGACAUAGAGCAGGUUUGUUUUCAUAGAAGCAGUACACAUCUUUAGUACAGUAUUGUUUCUAUAAAGGGUAUGUUUUGGAGCAGCCUGUUAGAAGUUAUGAUCACAGGCUCAUAGAACCUAAAAGGAUCUAGAAUUGUUCCAAAGUUAUUUUCCCAAUACCUCUGUUCAUACAGUACAUGUAUAGGUUUUUGUUCUAGUUCCACUUUGCAGUCACAUGUACAGGUAACCAUGCAUAGGAAAAUGAACACUUAAAGCUGUGUUAUGGUAUGUGUGGGUCACAUUUGAACCCGUGGUAGGAUGUUUAAGCUUGCUACACCUGUGUGUCAAGACAAGAGCUGUGACUUCUGUGAAUCUGCUUCACAACACUGUUGAGAAUUAAGGGUUAAGCUCUUCUCACUGUGGUUCCUUCAACUGGAGAUUUAUUUCAACCUGCCCCAAAGAUGACAAAUUGCACAAGAUGAUUGUGUCAAAUAAUUUGUGUCUUUGUAUAUUCUUGAAAAUGGUACGUGUCUUUCCCGUUUGUAAACUACAUUUGACAUUAAUUAAAUGAUUGUAAAUCUGAAA
Molecule: messenger RNA, 5136 nt
Organism: Oncorhynchus kisutch (coho salmon)
Lineage: Eukaryota; Metazoa; Chordata; Actinopteri; Salmoniformes; Salmonidae
Gene: rnf220a
Product: ring finger protein 220a
Exons: 16
Coding region: 485-2623 (712 amino acids)
Biological process (GO): protein ubiquitination
Molecular function (GO): metal ion binding; ubiquitin protein ligase activity
Source: RefSeq, a predicted model, not a curated record